Molecule: messenger RNA, 958 nt
Organism: Durotheca rogersii
Lineage: Eukaryota; Fungi; Ascomycota; Sordariomycetes; Xylariales; Xylariaceae
Exons: 3
Coding region: 80-730 (216 amino acids)
Source: RefSeq, a predicted model, not a curated record
CCGGUGGCCGACUCUCCUAAACCGGUCCAGAAUUCGCGCAGGCUCGAACGGAUGGCACGUUCCUGGUGGCAGUUCCUGGAUGGCAGCUCAUGGUGACUUCAACUGCAGAAUGUGCCAUGUCCGGGCAUUCUUUCGCACAAAGAUGAAAGUCGUGUUGGAACGGGACACAUUGGCCCAUAUCAAGCCAACAAGACACUACUCCGAACGCGCCUACAUAAGUAGGCCUUGUUUUCGAGUAGAGAUUGUCGCCGUUGCGGCAGAGCUGCGAGCCAGGAAAUACAUGGCUGGUCGGCAACCGCGUGCGAUAGCUGCCAUGAUUCCGGAUAUUCGACCGGGUGAGGAGUGCAUCGGGGUAUUGGGCUUUCAGGAAGCGCCGGAGACUCUCUGCAUCCUUCAGUUUUCAGUCCUUGCCCAAAAUCUCUUCUCGAUCUUCUCUCGCUCGACUCUCUAUUUCAUGGAGCACGUCCACAACGUCCACAGCGUCCUCAACACGCUCUGUUUCUUAGCAUACAGGCACUUACCUACAUUAUUUUUGCCUCCUCCUGUAUACCGUAAUAAAUCACAAGCUCUGCCACCUCUAGGUCUGCUUAGGAACGGCAGGUCCAUGUCUAGCUCUGGAGAGGCACAUUUCGGCUCACUGUGGGGUCACCUCAGUGGAUACAUCGGCGGUCAAGUUAUAGCAUUUAGCAUUCAGCAAGUGACCCAGCCAGUGUGCCCAUACCCCCUCUAACAAAUACAGAUGGUCAGAGGCUCGAUGGGUCAGAUAGCGGAGGUGCCAGGCGGGGCCGAGACGGCGGGGGAGGGUUGUGAUGUUAGCCGGCCAUGGCGGUAUGCGAGUAUGUAUGGUGUCAGAUCCGGGGUUCCUUGCAUAGCCCUUAGCUCCUCGUUCGCAGCGGCGGCAAGGGUCCAUUUUGCAAGCCCUCGAAGGAGCGCGACGCGGUAACGCCGCCCGUCGCGG